Molecule: messenger RNA, 3069 nt
Organism: Miscanthus lutarioriparius
Lineage: Eukaryota; Viridiplantae; Streptophyta; Magnoliopsida; Poales; Poaceae
Source: the annotation of a GenBank genome assembly
AUGCCUCGCCGCAGCCGCGAGGAGGAGGAGGAGGAGGCGGUCGACGACAUGGAAGAGGAAGAGGAGGAGGAAGAAGAGAGGGGCGGGAAGAGAUCGCGAGCCGGGGGCCAUGGGAAGCGGUCGCGCGGCGUAGAGAGCUUCAUCGACGACGCGGACGAGGAUGACGACGACGACGAUGACGAUGAUGACGACGAUUACGGGGGCGGCGGCCGUGGGCGUGCCUCCAAGAGGAGGCGGUCGUCGAUCCUGAUCGACGACAUGGCCCAGGUCGACGACGACGACGACAUCGACGACGAUAGUUCGGAUGUCGAGCCCGGCUUUAUUGACGAUACUGAUGCUGGGGUUGAAAUUCGUCACAAUGAUGUGGUAAGGAGGUGUAUUCCUCAUUCUAGCUCUAUGUUGGAAGACAAUGAGGAUAUGCAAGAGAUUGUGAGGCGACUACAAAACAGAUAUAAAGAAGCAUCCCAUUUUGAUUAUGACGAGGAAGUUACCGAGGUUGAACAGCAGGCUCUCUUACCAUCAGUGAAGGAUCCAAAGCUUUGGAUGGUGAAAUGUGCGACCGGACAUGAGCGGGAAACAGCGGUUUGUCUAAUGCAAAAGUUCAUUGAUAGGCCAAAUCUCCAGAUAAAAUCUGUUGUUGCACUAGAACACCUAAAGAAUUUCAUUUACAUUGAAGCAGAGAAAGAAGCCCAUGUCAAAGAGGCUUGCAAAGGUUUGCGGAACAUCAUUGCUUCAACAAAACCAACUUUAGUUCCUAUAAGAGAAAUGGCUGAUGUCCUUUCUAUCGAGAGCAAAUCUGUUGACCUUUCAAGGGACUCGUGGGUUCGGAUGAAGCUUGGUAUGUAUAAAGGUGAUCUUGCUAAGGUUGUUGAUGUUGACAAUGUGGGCCGAAAGGUUACUGUUAAGCUCAUACCUAGAAUUGAUUUACAAGUGCUGGCAAAUAAACUGGAUGGGCAAGAGGUCCCGAAGAAGUCAUUCAUUCCACCACCAAGGUUCUUUAGUGUCGAUGAGGCGAGGGAGUUGCACAUCCGUGUUGACAGAAGGAGGAAUAGAGAUUCUGGGGAAUACUUUGAUGUUGUCGGUGGUUUGCUGUUCAAAGAUGGUUUCUUGCACAAAACAUUCUCUAUAAAAUCGAUCAGCACGCAAAAUAUUAAGCCAACAUUUGAUGAAUUAGAGAAAUUCAAAAAACCUGGUGAUGACCUCAAUGAGGAUGUGGCUAGCUUGUCCACUCUGUUUACAAACAGAAAAAAGGGCCACUUCAUGAAAGGUGAUGCUGUAAUUGUUAUUAAGGGUGACCUCAAGAACUUAAAAGGCUCUGUUGAGAAGGUGGAGGAUAGUACUGUGCACAUUCAACCAAAACUAGCUGGGCUUCCGAGAACACUUGCCUUCAGUGAGACGGAUCUCUGUAAAUAUUUCAAUCCUGGAGACCAUGUAAAAGUCAUAUCUGGAGUUCAAGAGGGUGCGACAGGCAUGGUUGUUAAAGUGGAAGGGCAUGUUUUGAUCAUUUUAUCAGACACUACCAAAGAACAUAUCCGUGUGUUUGCAGACCAUGUUGUGGAGAGUUCUGAGGUCACCACAGGGGUUACCAGGAUUGGUGAUUAUGAAUUGCACGAACUUGCUCUUCUUAACAAUUCAUCAUUUGGGAUUAUUAUACGGUUGGAGAGUGAAGCAUUUCAGGUUCUGAAAGGUGUGCCUGAUAAACCUGAAUUGGUCCUUGUAAAACUGAGAGAAAUAAAAUGUAAGAUUGAUCGACGCACAUCGGCAAAAGAUCGGUACAAUAACAUUGUGUCAACUAAGGAUGUUGUGAGGGUUGCUGAAGGAGCAUGUAAGGGAAAGCAAGGCCCUGUGGAACAUAUACACAGAGGCAUACUUUUUAUCUAUGAUCGCCACUACCUUGAGCAUUCAGGAUUUAUCUGUGCAAAAGCACAAUCAUGUUUCCUUGUUGGGGGGUCAACUGGCAGCCACCAUGGGAAUGCCAUGGAUAAAGCAGAUCCACAUUUUCAUGCUUUUGGCUCUCAAGCAAGGAUUUUGCAGUCUCCAGGGAGGCUGCCCCCAAGAGGACCUCAAAUGAAUUCUGGUGGAAGGUUUGGAGGGAGAGGCAGUGGUGGCAGAGGGAAUGAUACCCUGGUGAACAGAUGUAUCAAAAUUAGAUCUGGGCCAUAUAAGGGAUAUCGUGGCCGUGUUAAAGAAUUAACUGGUCUGCUUGUGCGUGUAGAGCUUGAAUCGCUGAUGAAAAUUGUCACAGUUAAGAGGGAGGAUAUCGGCGAAACAGCUGCUGUUGCAACACCAUUUCGUGAAACUUGUUAUUCAAGGGGUGUUGAAACACCUGUGCAUCCAUCUCGAACGCCACUACAUCCUAUUCAGACUCCGAUGCGGGAUCCUGGAGCGACCCCAGUUCGAGAUGUAAUGAGAACUAUGCCUAGUCGAGCCUGGGUGCCAUUGAGUCCUCACAGGGACAACCGGGAAGAUGGAGAUUCCACUUGGGCAAGCAGUCCAGCCUACCAGCCAGGAACUCCACGACCUCGACCAUACGAAGCUCCCACUCCUGGGUCAGGGUGGGCAAGUUGGGGUGAUGCGUCGGUGAACACCCCAAGCACGAAUGUUCCCUCAACACCUAUUGGUCAACCGAUGACCCCGGAUCCUGCCUCCUAUUUGGUUGGUACUCCUAGUGGCCAGCCGAUGACUCCAGGCUAUGGUGGAAUGGAACUAAUGUCUCCCGUAAUAGGUGGCGAGGCUGAGGGAAGCUGGCUACUGCCAGAUGUUUUGGUGAACGUCUCCAGGGGAGGUGAUGAGGUCAGCAAUGCUGUGGUGAAGGAAGUGCUCCUGGAUGGAUCAUGUCGUGUAUCCCUUGGGCCAUUGGGUGAGGGAGAUGAACUGAUCGUCACUGCAAACGAGCUAGAGGUGAUCAGGCCGAAGAAAAACGAGAAGCUCAAGAUAAUGAAUGGCUCCUUGCGCGGAGCCACUGGAAAGCUCAUUGGAGUUGAUGGGUCUGAUGGCAUCGUGAAGGUGGAAGGUAGCUUAGAUGUGAAAAUAGUGGACAUGGCGAUUCUGGGCAAACUGGCAGCUUGA